Molecule: messenger RNA, 1370 nt
Organism: Aspergillus ibericus CBS 121593
Lineage: Eukaryota; Fungi; Ascomycota; Eurotiomycetes; Eurotiales; Aspergillaceae
Product: ADP-ribosylation factor family protein
Exons: 5
Coding region: 354-902 (182 amino acids)
Biological process (GO): vesicle-mediated transport; intracellular protein transport
Cellular component (GO): cytoplasm; Golgi apparatus
Molecular function (GO): GTPase activity; GTP binding
Source: RefSeq, a predicted model, not a curated record
CCAAACCAUCCCAUCCUUAGUUGAUUCGAGCUUGGGCCAGGCCGAUCGGCAGGAGACCGCGGACCAAUGGUUGCCACCAACCAUCCCUCCAUGCCAUUUAGUCAGCUCUUGAUCGUGGCCAUCUCGUGUCAUGGUGCUUCUCGUUCAGUUCCAGUGAACAACACCUCCUUUGGGCUCCUCGAACAUCUGCCGUCUUCUUGGCUGGUGCCGCCGUCCGCGCGACUCCUCUCGUGUUCGCCGCAUCGUCUCCGCCACCGCUCGACACCCGAUCAUUCCUCCGCAAUAUCUCCUUCCGUCAUUCUCUCGACGAGACCCGUACCCCUCUGACCAGUGUUACUAGCUCAGUUGCAACAAUGGGUGGCUCGUUAUCUCGUAUGUGGUCCUUCCUCUGGACGAAGAAGGAGAUUCGCAUCCUCAUUCUCGGGCUGGAUAACGCGGGAAAAACAACCCUUCUUUACAGACUCAAGAUUGGUGAAGUGGUCACUACGAUACCGACCAUUGGUUUCAAUGUGGAAUCGGUGACGUAUCGGAAUUUGAAUUUCAAUGUCUGGGAUCUCGGAGGUCAAACGUCCAUUCGCCCCUACUGGCGCUGUUACUAUGCCAACACGGCCGCUGUCAUAUUCGUCAUUGAUUCCACAGAUAUUGAGCGACUUGGGACGGCCGCUGAUGAGCUUGCGGCGAUGCUGAACGAGGACGAGCUUCGUGAUGCGGCUCUGUUGGUAUUUGCCAACAAGCAGGACCAGCCCGGCGCCAAAGGCGCGGGCGAGAUAUCAGAGGCUCUGAAGCUGGGCGAACUGCGGGACAGAAACUGGAGCAUCGUCGCAUGCUCUGCGAUUGACGGAAAAGGUCUUAAUGAAGGCAUGGAUUGGCUGGUGCAAACUCUUCAGUCCGAAAAUGCAUGAGCAACGGUGUUCUGUGACAUGUUAUAGAUUUCUUUUGAUAUAUUUCCCGGCUUUCAGGUGAUAAGGCUCCGCAGAGCUUAUGGAUGCUUGUCAUUUAUCCUUGGUGCCGUUCACUCGUCUUUCCUUCCAUGUCCUUUUUCUACUCUGUUCAGGGCUCAUGUCGUUCAUACAGUAUACCUUUUUGAUAUCGAAAUUCCCCAGACUUAGCAUAAUAUCCUAAUUGAUUUGAAUUUGAGUUUGGCUCGCCUUGUUUGUGCUUUACGGCCUUGACCGGACAGAUUUAAGUCGCUGUGCUUUUGGUUGGAUGGAAGUAGUUGUUCUUAGCGGUUAUCGGCCGUGGUUGCAUUAAUGUUGCGAGGCUACGAACGAGAUUGAAGACAAGAUGCUAUUGAUGCUGGAAUCAUGUGGAUUGCCUGUAUCUAAACUCUGUUGCCCAUACAGAAUCAGAAGCAGAAAAUAGGACUGUAU